Molecule: messenger RNA, 5217 nt
Organism: Crotalus tigris (Tiger rattlesnake)
Lineage: Eukaryota; Metazoa; Chordata; Lepidosauria; Squamata; Viperidae
Gene: AMER1
Product: APC membrane recruitment protein 1
Exons: 2
Coding region: 183-3419 (1078 amino acids)
Biological process (GO): regulation of canonical Wnt signaling pathway
Cellular component (GO): plasma membrane
Molecular function (GO): phosphatidylinositol-4,5-bisphosphate binding; beta-catenin binding
Source: RefSeq, a predicted model, not a curated record
CCCGCCGCUCCUGGGCGCCGGUGCGGGGGAGCCGCGAGGCGGCGGCGGCGGCGGCGGCGGCGGGCAACUUCCUUCCCGGCGGAGCUCGGGCAGCGGCGAAUUCCCAUGAUGCUUCGGUCAAGAGAUACGAAAAAGGAAGCAGCCAUGAGAUCGUUGGUCUUCACUUAACGACGCAAGCCAGAAUGGCCGCUGUAGAAACUGCUGGCAUCGGUGAGAAUCCCGGGGCCAAGUCCCUCUUGGUCAAAGAUGGGAAAGAGUCCCAGGAGGAAAACGGGGCAGCCAGCCACCUCUCCGAACACUGCGAUGCUUCCUUCGCUGGGGCAGAGCCGAAUCGGCAACAGGCGCCCGCCAGCAAGCUGAAGAAGACGGCCUUUAAGUUCUUCGGGGGGAAGAGAAGCAUCUGCACCCUGCCCAGCUUUUUUGGGGGGAAGAAUAAAAGCCAGGCCAAGGGAGCCUCCAAAAAGGGUCUCAGCAAGAGCAAGACCCACGAUGGCAUCAGCGACGUGGCGCACGAAGAGGCCGCUUCCGGAUGUCUCAGGAGCCCCUCGGACGCAGGGCCAGACUUCCCUCCUCCCCAGCUUCUGCCAAGUUCCCAGAGCGCAGUUUUGGGAGCCGAGCUCAGAGCUGGCUUUGCCCAGUCCUCAAACCUUCUGUCCAGCAGCACCGAAGGCUUUGAGAAGAAGCUGACGGGAGAGAAGUCCUUGUUCCUCCCGAGAUCCAAAAAGGGGCUGAAGGGGCUAUUUAACAGCAUUCGCCGACAUCGGAAGAACAAAGUUGCGGAGCCUGAGAAGACGGAGCUGCAGGAGUGGGCUCUCCGGGACACCGUGGCUGAAGAACAGCCACGUGGGAAUGGGCUGGGUGGGAGUCUUCAGAGGGGGACAGUGACACCAGAACGUGGGGAGGGUUUCCCCGGCGAUGCUGUGCCUCCAAUGGCAGCCAGCCACAAUGAGGCGGGAGGGAUGGACUGCCUGGCCUCAAGCCCCAUUCGGUCUGUCGGCGAAGCAGCCAGAGGGCCUGCGUGUCCUGAAGGAUCUCAGGAUGGGCAGCCAAGCCUUCAGGACGCCUGUGCUGACUCUGCCUACGGGGACCUCCCUGAGGCUUUUGAACCAGAGUUCCUGCAGAAGAGCCCUCCUUGCGAACCAUCCGGGGAGCAGUUUAGCUUGAUGUUUGGGGAGGUGACCUCCCUUAAAAGCUUUGACUCUUUCACCGGUUGCGGGGAUAUAAUUGCAGAACCAGAUAUUGAUAGCAUCACGGAGAGCUCCACCUCUGUGGAACGCAGCCGGGAGGCCGCCAAGAGGACCUCUUGUUUGGUUACCUACCAAGGCGGAGGGGAGGAAAUGGCCCUGCCGGAGGAUUUAGAAGAGUACCUCCAGCAGAUGUGGGCAGGAGCCAUCAAAGGGGGUGCAGACCCUGAAGCACAUCUGCCGGAGCUCCUAACCAAAGGUGACCUUCAGGGCAUGAAGGAUGCCAAGCAGGAAAUUCAUCUGUACCCUGAAGGAACAAGGAACGACACGGACCUUCUGACACCGCACAGUGAUCAACAAGAGUCCGCUCCCAAUAGCGAUGAGGGCUACUAUGAUUCUACCACCCCAGGUCCUGAAGAUGAAGCUGGGGAUGGUUUAGAUGAAAUCAAAAAGGACCGCCUUCCAAGGGACAGCUACAGUGGGGAUGCUCUUUAUGAGUUUUACGAACCUGACGAUGCAUUGAUGAGCCCGUCUCAUGGAGAGGGAUCCUGGUUUGAUGGGAAAGUGUCCCCUUCGAAGGUAUUUGACCAAUUCCUGGACUUUGCUCUCCCCGAUGAGAAGGACUUGAUCUGGCUGAUGGAUCAGAAAAGUGAAGCGAUGGAAAAGCAGAGGCUGGCCACCCUCCAGAAACAGCUGCUUUUUUGGGAGAUGCAAAGAGACCCGGCCCUGAAACACCUCCAGGAACUUAGAAGAGACCAACAUCUGAGUCCAGGGCAGAUGUCUGAAUGUAAAAUGCAAGCCACCGGCUUAGUUGGGAAGAGCUCAAGUUGCCUUGGUUGUGAGCAAAUGAAUUUUUGUGCUUUGGACGAGGGUCUAAGCGGUGGAAAGAAGCUAGCGGAAAACCAAGACUGGAAAGACGAUUUCCACAAGAAGCUCUGUCCAGAAAAGCUUUGCGAUAGCAGCACCACCACCACGAAAGCACACAGUAGUUGCCUUAUUCAGCCAUCGGAGAAUAGCUCUGAGUUGGACUCCAGCGGUGAACAUCCGGUGUUUGAUGCUUCAGCUUCGGGAAACUCUGUGAGCUGCCCGCUCUACAGAGCGCAUGGCCACCCCGGCUGCUCUCCCAGAGCUGACUUUCAAGAGCCCUGCCAGGAAGGCAGCGAAGAACCAGAACAAGCUGUCAACUUCUCCCAAGCCUUGGUGGAAUUCACCAGCAACGGGACUCUUUUCUCCAGCCUGUCUGAAAGUCUUAGAAGCUCCGAUUCAGGCUCUGCAUUCACUCAGAACUUUCCUGACCUGCCCACAAUGGUGACUUUUGACAUCGUCGAUGUGGAACAGGAAGGGGAAGGGGAGUGCGAGGAGCAUCUGGAGCUGAACACGGAGGAGGACCUGACCGCGUCCUUCGAGGCUUUCCGGGACACUUAUGACUCCAAAGCCUCCUUUGCUGAAUGUGAUGAGCGAAUGUUUCCUGAGUACCCUCAGGUCUCCUCCCACUGGGGAGCUGCCAGCCUCCCUCGGCGUCUCAGACUUCAGGAGCUGAGUCCACCUCUGCUGGAGCCGCUGUCCGUCUGCAGGAGGAGCCGAUCUCUGGACACCGAAAGUCUGGAGUUUGAGCUGGCCAGCUUGCAGCUAUCCAAGGACAGUUUUAGGCCGUUUGAGCUGUGGAGCGGUUCCAAAAAGGAUCCCGGUUCUCUUGGAUCGGACAUUGGCCAGGAAGGGGUGCCACAUUCUCCAGGAGGAAGAGAAGAAGGCGUUGGUGGCUUCUCGUGGCCAGGACGAUUGAAUGCACCAUAUGGCCAGGAGGAAUUUUCCUUGCAAGAAACGAAAGCAGGAGAGGCUGGUUCGAAUACACUUCCCUCUCGAGGUCCUUGGGGGUUAUUGGAGCGCUCUGACACAGCUCCUCCUUUGGCUUGCCUGGGGCAGAAUCCCACCAAGGAACCAGCUGGAAGGAACCCUCCAGCAGAUGGAAGCAAUCAUCCUGUCCUGCCAGCAUUGAGACCAUUGACCAGGCCCUCCACUCUGUUUCUGCAGGCCCCUGUGAUGUCACCAGAGGACUGUACUUCUCAGAGGCCUGGUGGGGGCAAUCUGGCUAAAAAACAUGCUUGGGUCCUCCCUUUGGGAGAGAAAGGUCAAGAUCUGCCUUUGAGCUUUGAUUUUCCUUGCUCCCCUGACAAGUCAUCAGUGUGUAAGCCUGGAGAUGUGGCUCAGGAAACAUCUCAGCUUCAUACCAAGUAGUGCUGAGACCACUUGUAGGGGCAAGGCUGAACAUUGGGGACUCUCUAGACCCAGAGCCUUUGGGAGACACAUCCUGCCAGCUACUCAGUCCGUGAACUUAAUUAGCCAAGUAGCUUCUGUGCAUGGGGCUCAAAGCUGGAUUGGAAUGGGCUUUGGUUCCGGUGGGUUGUGAGGAUACAGAAAAACACUGCAGAAUGUUGACUUUGGUUUGAAGCUGGGAGAACGGGGGUGAAAUGUUCUGCUGAUGUUUCGCCUUAAAACAGGCAUGCUUGUGGGUAGAGGGAACUUCCGUGGAUCCCCAGAAUGAUAUGGAGAGAACAGGGACGGUCUCAGAAGUUAAGGAGAUGGGAAUAAAGCCCUGGGUCGUGUCCAGUUGCGCCAUCAUGAGAAGAGGAGCAGAAAUUAUUUCCAAAAGCCGACUAAGGGGCCAAAGUUAGAAGGUAUAUUUUGGAGGAACCUUCCAAAAUGAGAGGCUGGCUUAUGGCGAAACUGGUUAACUCCUAGUUUUUGAGAGCACGCGUGCUUGGAAGUCGACCUGCUAAGCUGCUUUUUAUUCCAACAGAAUAAGAGGGCAAAAUACAGGGGUGCUGGCAUGCCUAUCUUCUACUGGCAUCCCAGAACGGGUGGGGCCAAUUUUCUCUUUCUUUUUUUAGUUGGGAGGGAAGUUAAGGAGCAGAAUUAGUGCCUUGAGCCUUCUAAAGGCUUAGCACCCAUUUCAUAUCCCCCCCCCAAAAAAAACAGGUCUUAGCCUAGGUCAUGGUUGGAAUGUGGCCUUUGAUCAGUGGUGCAAGGUCUAGGAUAGCCUUGAGCCAACAGGCCCUCGGGAUGUAUAGGAUUGCACCCGUGAAGCAUAUCUUAAGUGUGUUGACUUGUUACAGCAGCGUUUUUCCAAGUUUGGCAAAUUGAAGGUUGAGUGGAUUUCAACUCCCAGAAUUCUCAGCAAUGGCUACGCUGGCUGUGAAAUUCUGGGAAGUCCAUAUACCUAGAAAUGGGCCAGGUUUGGAAAACCUGCGUUAAGAGAGUAGGGCUGCUCAAGUUCAGUUGGGCUUUCUGUGGGUUUCUUGAGGGGGGAGGCAGAAAACUAACCAACCUGGUGCUUGUCAACCAGGAGAUUAGGGUCGCAGUGGAUGGGCUGGGCAAAAUAGCAAGAAGUUGGCUGUUACUUAAAUUGGGGCAAGAUGUGAUUAGAGGGGAAAUGAGUCAAAAACAAGGCUCUGCGAUCUGUAAUUUAGGAGGAUCUUACUCCGGGUAUAUUGCUUCUAAGAAGACCUGCAUACAAUUAAAAAAUUAAAAACACUUCUUGAUACUGGAACAAAGUAAAGUCAAUGCAGCGGAGGUCUUGUAAUUUCUGAAAGGGCAUAUUUUAAAGGGGGGGACCCGUGCCCUUAUUUAAAGUAACAGAAUCCUGUUGUUGUUUUUAUUAUGGUUAAAUUUUAGAACUGUGCAGUGCUUCCAACUCGAUUCCAAAACGGAGACUUGGCUUGCUUGUAUGUGUUGGGCUCUAUGUGUGUGUGUUUGUGUGUGUGUCUGUUUGUGGACCCUGUCUAUAGCUCUUUCAAGAUCAGCUGGCCGUUGCAGAAGGAAGCUGGAUCUGAGCUAUACAAAGGAUGAAGUUGCUUUAAUGAGUUAGAUCCAGCCUGUGUGUGUUUGUGUGUGUGUGUGUGCGUGUGUGCUUCGAAGAUCAUUUUUGGAAUCAGAUUCAAAGUACUGCCGGACUGAAUAUUUGUUGAAAUCAAUUUUCUAGGCCAGUGUUUCUCAACCGUGACAAUUUUAAGGCAUGUGGACUUCAACUCCCAGA